ACCUGACCCUGCUCUGUGCUGACCCCCAAGAGCACGUGAGAGUGUCCAGCACCUCUCUGAACUCUGCCAAGAUGCCGGGCAGGAAGCACAGCCAGCACAUCAAGUUGUUCAAGAACAAGGGGAAGGAUGAAACUACCCUGCGGAGGCAGAGGGUGGAGGUGAGUGUUGAGCUGAGAAAGGCCAAGAAGGAUGAGCAGAUCCUGAAGCGCAGAAACAUUUCCAUUCAUGUGAAGGAGGAGAUUCCCUCUCUGGGACAAGACAGAGGAGAUGAGGUGAUUAUUCAGCCAUCCUUGGAGGAGAUCGUGGAAGCUGUGAAUGGGGAUGACACCCAGCUGCAGCUGCUCGCCACCCAGGCCACCAGGAGAAUUCUGUCCAGACACAAGGACCCCCCAAUCAAUCAGAUCAUCGAGCUGGGGAUUAUCCCCAGGUUGGUGGAGUUCCUGGGCCGUUCUGACAAUGCUGCCCUGCAGUUUGAAGCAGCCUGGGCGCUGACCAACAUUGCCUCUGGCACCUCGGAGCACACCAGGAUGGUGGUGGAGGGAGGGGCCAUCCCAGCCUUCAUCUCCCUGCUGUCCUCCCCACACAUGCACAUCAGUGAGCAGUCGGUGUGGGCCCUGGGCAACAUCGCAGGGGAUGGCCCUCUCUACAGGGAUGCUCUUAUUGCUCGUGAUGUGAUUCCUCCCUUGCUGGCUCUGGUGUCACCUGCCACUCCAGUUGGGUUCCUGAGGAACAUCACCUGGACACUGUCAAACCUGUGCAGGAACAAGAACCCCUGCCCUCCUUUGGAUGCUGUGAAGAAGAUUCUGCCAGUCCUCACCUUCCUCCUGCAGCAUGAGGACAAGGAUGUCAUCUCUGACUCCUGCUGGGCUGUUUCCUACCUGACUGAUAGCUGCAAUGAUCGCAUCCAAGUUGUGGUGGAGACGGGGAUUCUCCCAAGGCUUGUGGAACUCAUGGACAGCCCAGAUUUGAUUGUUAUGUCUCCAGCUCUCCGUGCCAUCGGGAAUGUGGUGACGGGCACAGACCAGCAGACUCAGGAAGCCAUCGAUGCCGGUGUCCUGACUGUCCUGCCCCGGCUGUUGAGGCAUGGCAAGCCAGUGAUCCAGAAGGAAGCAGCAUGGACCCUCAGCAACAUUGCAGCAGGGCCUUCCCAGCAGAUCCAACAGAUCAUCACCAGUGGGUUAUUGCCACCUCUGGUGGAGCUGCUCAGCACGGGUGACUUCAAGGCUCAGAAGGAGGCUGUGUGGGUAGUGGCCAACUUCACAACUGGAGCAACAGUGGAUCAGGUGGUGGAGCUUGUCCGUUCUGGCGUCCUCAAACCUCUGCUCAACCUGCUCUUGGCUAAAGACAGCAAAACCAUCCUGCUCAUCCUGGACACCAUUUCAAAUCUCUUUCUGGCAGCUGAGAAGUUGGGAGAGACAGAGAAGUUGUGUCUGUUGGUGGAAGAACUUGAUGGUCUGGAGAAAAUUGAGGAACUGCAAAACCAUGAGAAUGACAUGGUCUACAGAGCUGCCCUGAACAUCAUUGAUAAAUACUUUUCUGGUGAGGAGAAUACAGACCUGGAGCCCCAGACUGGCCAAGAUGGGAUGUAUGAUUUCUCAGUGGAGAAGCAAGACUUCAACUUCUGAAGAUGAAGCAUGGCACAGGUGGUGGGUGGAGGUACCUUGGAAGAGCUCAGAUAUCUAAACCAUGCUGAGCCUUUUUACUUCUGGAACUUGUCAAUAAAUUGCACUUUUGGCUUUGUA
This is a messenger RNA of Cyanistes caeruleus (blue tit), 1742 nucleotides long. It is a transcript of the gene KPNA7, whose product is annotated as karyopherin subunit alpha 7. Lineage: Eukaryota; Metazoa; Chordata; Aves; Passeriformes; Paridae. Gene Ontology annotation, molecular function: nuclear import signal receptor activity; protein binding. Gene Ontology annotation, cellular component: cytoplasm. The record is from RefSeq and is a predicted model, not a curated record. Gene Ontology annotation, biological process: protein import into nucleus.